Molecule: messenger RNA, 2331 nt
Organism: Boleophthalmus pectinirostris (great blue-spotted mudskipper)
Lineage: Eukaryota; Metazoa; Chordata; Actinopteri; Gobiiformes; Gobiidae
Product: perforin-1-like
Biological process (GO): leukocyte mediated cytotoxicity; immune response
Cellular component (GO): membrane attack complex
Molecular function (GO): calcium ion binding; pore-forming activity
Source: RefSeq, a predicted model, not a curated record
UUCCACCUUGUGGAGAUUUUGUGACGAUUCAAAACCACACCUGACCAGAGUAUAAAACAGAAACCUUCACUGUCAGUCUCUAAGUCAAAUCGACGCAUGCUGACAAGACACAAUUUGUGUCGUCACUGCAUGAAAGCAUGUUUCUUCUCAUUGUCGGCCUGUUGUUCCUCACUCAUGAUUCCCAUCAGCACUGCACAGAUGGAAAUCCCAAAGAGUGUCUGGAAGCUGAUUUUGCUCCUGGGACUAAUUUGGGAGGAGAAGGAUUUGACGUACAAAUGGAGCAAAAAGGAGCGUAUGUGAUUGAUAUGAAACAGUGGAAGCGUAAAGAUAAGACCUGUACCCUGUGUUCAAACCCGUAUUUGGAAAAUAAAAAGCAGAAGCUGCCUCUGUCUGUGGUGGACUGGAGAGCAAAGCACUCAUGCAGCGCCAAAGUGAACGGACAGCUCCAUAAGUCCAGUGAGUCUCUGGUUAGCUCAAGCAAAGCGUCCAUCGAAAACAACUGGAAAAGCAGCUUGGACAUCUCUGUGGGAGCUACAAGUGCUCAGUUAACGUUAGCAGGUACACAUUCCAAAAUGGCUGAAUAUUCCAUGGAGAAAAGCAAAACCGAUAAAUACAGCUUCUCCAGCCAGAGCAUGUCGUGCGAGUACUACAGAUACGGGAUCUCCAGAACUGCAAAAAUGCACCGUGAAUUUCGUAAAGCAAUAAAUCAACUUCCCAAAGUGUACAGCAAAAACACCAAAGGACAGUUUUAUGGACUGAUUGACAAGUUUGGUACUCACUACAUCACUAUGGUGCACAUUGGGGGCAGUGUGAAGUCAGUGACCAGUAUCCGUGAGUGUGAGGCCAGUCUGCAGGGUCUCAGUGUGGAGGAGGUGCAGGCCUGUCUGGAGGUUGAGGCAUCUGCCAGCUACGGCCAGUCUCAGGCUCGGGCUGAGGUCAAACACUGCAAAAAAGACAUCCAGCAGUCAGAAAAGAAAGCCUCCUUCUCCAGCUCCUUCAGUGACAGGUUCACAGAGAUUAGAGGCGGUCACACCACAGAGCCCGACCUGCUGUUCUCUGCAGAUAAAGAGCCUUCGGCCUACAAAGACUGGCUCAGCACGUUGCCCCAGAACCCAGACAUCAUCUCAUACUCCCUGGACCCUCUGCACAUGCUGCUGCCCCCCAAGAGCCCCUCCCACUCCAACCUGCGCUCUGCCAUCAGCCACUACAUCCUGGAGAGAGGCCUGUGGAAGAACUGCAGCACCCCCUGUCCCGCCGGAGUCAGAACAGACCCUCGGGACCCCUGUGUCUGCCAGUGUCACAACAACGCAGGAGUAAACCAAGACUGCUGCCCCACUCAGAGAGGUCUGGCCCGGGUGAUCAUCACUGUGCAGAGGGCUACGGGCCUCUGGGGGGACACCACCACAGCCACAGAUGCCUAUGUAAAAGUCUACAAAGGAAAGACAUUGUGGAGGUCAAGGGUCAUCUGGAACAAUAACAACCCUUACUUUCAUUACGUCGCCGAUUGGGGCAACGUAAAUCUUUUAACAGAGAAUAAAGUUAGAUUUGAAGUGUGGGAUGAGGACAAUAAAUGGGACGAUGACCUUUUGGGAGAGUGCAGCAGAGUUCUUACGGCUGGAGUUAAAGAAGAUGUGUGCAAUCUACAACAUGGCCGACUGUUUGUCAAGUGGCAGGUGCAGUGUACUCCGAGCCUUACUGGAGACCUCUGUAAAGAUUACAAACCUAUGCCCAUCAGUCCCACUCUGAAGGGCUGGUUCAAGUCCCGUAAUGCCCAUCCCGUUCCCAAGGCCCUGCUGCUGCAAUGGGGCGUGGUCAUGAACGGGUCAGAGAACAACCAAACCAGAGUCUGAGGAAAAAGGUUAAAAUUUGAAAAAAAUAUAUGAUUUGCCUUUUGUAUCAGUAUAACAAGAAACAAGUUGCUAGCCUGGUCAGUCAAGGCUACUUUUCCUACAUUAUUGAUACUUUGCAAUGACAUCACACUGGACUUGUUUUACAUGUAUUUCUAUGAUUUAAUAUUCAGCAGUUACCAUGGUGACACAAUGCAUUAGCAAACACAAACACCUACACUUAAACAUUACACCCCAAAGAAAUGUUGAUAGCAUCAGCUGCAAAGUAUCAAUACAAAGAUAGUACCAGGUCUUGGGUCAAAUGUUGUGGUGGUAGUAAUUUUAAUUUUAAUAGUAACAGUUUUCAGUUAUUUCUAAAUGCUUUUACAUUCUUGUCUAUGUUUGCUUGAUAGUAGAUAUUAAAAAGUUGCUUAGUUCAAUUGUACUUAUAUAAAACCUUGUUAAACAACUGCUUUCAAUGAUAUUAAAACUCACAUGCCAUUUA